This is a messenger RNA of Poecile atricapillus (Black-capped chickadee), 3636 nucleotides long. It is a transcript of the gene RAP1GAP, whose product is annotated as RAP1 GTPase activating protein. Lineage: Eukaryota; Metazoa; Chordata; Aves; Passeriformes; Paridae. Gene Ontology annotation, molecular function: GTPase activator activity. Gene Ontology annotation, cellular component: cytoplasm; membrane. Gene Ontology annotation, biological process: activation of GTPase activity; regulation of small GTPase mediated signal transduction. The record is from RefSeq and is a predicted model, not a curated record. The transcript is spliced from 21 exons. Bases 171 to 1988 code for a protein of 605 amino acids.
ACGUGACGCUGCGCGGUGGCAGCGAGCGCCGGGCCCCGCUCGGCUCCGCUCGGUACCGGCCCCGCUCCGGGACCGCCGCCCCCGGAAGCGCCAUGGGCCCCCCUGGACCCCCACACACCACCUAGACUCAUCUCCAGCCAGCAGCACGUCCCAACCCCGAGAGCAGCAGGAUGGCCCAGCAGCGCCAUGCCAUCCCCCCACCACUCAAGACGGAGGAGGAUUACAUCCCCUACCCCAGCGUGCAUGAGGUGCUGGGCCGGGAGGGGCCGUUCCCCCUCAUCCUCCUGCCGCAGUUCGGGGGUUACUGGAUUGAGGGCACCAACCACCAGCUGAGCGGGGCCCCUGAAUCGCCCCCCACUCCGGCACCUGGCACCCGGGCGAAGCUGGAGGGCAACCACACGGCCAAGAUCUACCGCAAGCACUUCCUGGGCAAGGAGCACUUCAAUUACUACUCCCUGGACCCGGCGCUGGGACACCUCGUCUUCUCGCUCAAGUACGACGAGCAGGAGCACCUCCACCUGCUGCUGCGCACCCGUGCCCGCACCCUGCAUGACGUGGUGCCCAUCUCCUGCCUGGCCGAGUUCCCCAACGUGGUGCAGAUGGCCAAGCUGGUGUGCGAGGACGUGAACGUGGAUCGCUUCUACCCUGUGCUCUAUCCCAAGGCAUCCCGCCUCAUCCUCGCCUUUGAUGAGCACGUGCUCAGCAACCACUUCAAAUUUGGGGUCAUCUACCAAAAACUGGGGCAGACCUCCGAGGAGGAGCUUUUCGGCACCACGGAGGAGAGCCCGGCCUUCGCCGAAUUCCUCGAGGUCCUGGGUCAGCGGGUGCAGCUGCGGGACUUCAAGGGGUUCCGAGGGGGGCUGGAUGUGACCCACGGACAGACAGGCAGCGAGUCGGUCUAUUGCCACUUCCGUGACAAGGAGAUCAUGUUCCACGUCUCCACCAAACUGCCCUACACCGAGGGGGAUGCCCAGCAGCUGCAGCGGAAGCGUCACAUCGGCAACGAUAUCGUGGCCAUCGUCUUCCAGGACGAGAACACACCGUUCGUCCCCGACAUGAUCGCCUCCAACUUCCUCCACGCCUUCGUGGUGGUGCAGCUGGAGCAGGGGGGCUCCCAGGGCACCCUCUACAAGGUCUCCGUCACCGCCCGUGACGACGUGCCCUUCUUCGGCCCGCCGCUGCCCGACCCCGCCGUCUUCAGGAAGGGCCCCGAGUUCCAGGAGUUCCUGCUGACCAAGCUCAUCAACGCCGAGUACGCCUGCUACCGAGCAGAGAAGUUCGCCAAGCUGGAGGAGCGGACGCGGGCGGCGCUGCUGGAGACGCUGCACGAGGAGCUGCAGGCUCGCAGCCAGGCCAUGCUGGGGCUCGGCCCCGACGACGAGCGCCCCGACAACGGCGGCGCCGCCCCGGGCUUCUUCGAGUCCUUCAAGUCGCUGCUGGUGCCCGGGAGCCGCCGGGGACGCCGCGGCAGCGCCAUCGGGCUGGGCUCGGUGGAAGAGGCGCUGCUGGUGCCCGGCAAGAGCCCUUCGAGGCGGCGGCCCGGCCCCCUCGGCUCCCGCCGCUCCAGCGCCAUCGGCAUCGAGAGCAUCCAGGAGGCGCCGGCCGGCAGGGACGGCCCCGCAGCCGCCGACGGCUCCAGCUCCACACACAGCUCCCCCGAGAGCCGCCGGAACCCCGACAGGGCCGAGAAGCCAGAGGCGCCGGAUUUCUCCCGCUCCUCCUCCAGCGCCAGCAGCUUCGGCAGCGCCGCGGAGGAGCCGGGCGAGCCCGGACGGGAGAGCCGCUCGCCCUCGGGGAGCCACCGCGACGCCUUCACUGACACUCCCUGGCCAGAUGACCCCCCCGGAACCCCCCCAGGCCGUUGCCCGCCUGACCCCCCCUGCCCUGAGAUCAAAAUCCAGCUGGAGCAGCCCCCCCCUAAUCCGGUGAGGCUCUCCCCCCUCCACCAGUGCAGUAUGGGGGUGCCCACACUGGGGUGCCCCCACUGAUGUCCCUCCCACAGGGCUCAUAGUCACCCCCCCUACCCACGGGGGUGUCACCGCUUCGCCCCCUCUGUGUGCCACCCCCGUGCCAGGAGCUGAAGCCAUCAUCCCCGGUGCAGGAUUUGGGGAGACCCCCCCAAAAAAUUGGGAUGUGCCCCCCUCCAGACAAUCUCUGUCACCCCAAAAACCCCUUGGGUGAGGGGGUGAUGCACUACAAAGGGGCCCCCCCUUUGCUGUGACCUCAAAAGGAAGAGUGGGUCCAACCCCAGCAUCACUCCCUCCCCCCCAAAAGAGAAGGGACUCAAAUCCAGGGUAACCCCAAAGUGGAGCUCCCCCUCCCCCCCCUUUAUUAUAAGGGAAGAAAGUUCUGGAAUGGGCCAGAGGCUGGAAUUGCGGGGAGGGGGAGGAAUAUUUUUUCACACCCUCCCAAACUGUGUUUGUGUUUCCCGUGAGUCCUGUAUAAAAUAAAAGUUUAUUUAUCGCUACAGUGGGGGAGGUCUCCAAUAUCUAGGGGGUCCCAAAACAUCAGUGGGGGCUCUAAAAACUCUAAUUUUGGGGGGUCAUUUUCCAAAUGUUGGGUUUCACUGCAGCUAGGCUGAGCAAAGCCUUUCUUUGAUGGUCCCUGGUUUUGGGAUGCUCUGAGUACCCCAAGGCGUUGCCUCCCCCCCCAAAGUGCCCCUUUCGGCUCUGCUGGUCAGCCUGGUGUCAGGAGUGGCAUUUGGCCACGGCCCCGGUGGCCGCUGGCAUCCUGUCAACCCCCUGGCCAAGGAAAAGUGGUUCCCACCCCCCUGAAUCCCCCAAAACCACUCGGCACCCCGGGAGUGGUUAAACAUAGCUCGGGGCUGCCCGAACUCUGGGAAGUGCCAGCAGCCGGGUCCGGCAAUGCCGGGAGGGGGCAAAGGUGGGGGCAGAGCCCCCUCAAAGCCAGCCCUGCCGGGGGCACCUGCUCGGAGGGAUCCUGGUUAAUGAGGAACUGGAUUUUCAAUUAUAAAACUGGUGAGUGAGUAUGAAAAACCAGGGAGGGUGUUUCGGGGCGUUUUGGAAGGUUUGGGGGAGGCAGUGUUUUCCCAGGCAUUUGCACUCAUGGGCACCGUGGGGCUUUUGUGGGUGCACAGGGACUUGUGCACGUACCAGGGAUAAUUUGCACAAGCACAGUGACCUGGGCACGUGUUUGCACUGUACAUUUUCACUGUAUGGACGGGCAUGAUGACUCAGGGACAGUGGCUUUUGUACCUUGUGGAAAGGGGAGUUCGAGCACAGUGACAUCCGUGCGGAGCCAUUUGCACCAGCAUGGUGACAUUUGCACACGCAGGGCACUACCCACCGUGACAUCUCAGUGAAAUUCUCGUGUGCAAGGGGACAUUUGCACACUCAGGGCGCUUUGUGCUGAGCUCAGGCCGUGUCUGCAGGUGCACAGUGACGCUGGCACUGUCACGUUUGCAUGUGCAAGGCACAGCACCCACUGGCACGGUGACAUUGGCACAAGCACAGUGACAUUUGCCCACUCCCUGCACCCUUUGCACACCCAGGGUCGCUGUCCCUGCCCAACCCUCACGCUCACAGCACCCUUCCAGCUGCACAAACCCCUUUCCCCUUGCGACCCCACCUACUAAAAUUACCCCCUAAUUAACUCACCCUAAUGAAGGGGGCGUGU